AGCAACAGUAAAAACAAGAGAGAGGGAGGGCCAAAGGGGAAGAGACAGGGAAGAGAGUUUUUAUUUAACUUCCAGAUUCUGGAGGUUAAUCUGUAUUACCUCUUCUUCUUCCAUUUUGUUUUUCCUCGUGUAUGCCACCACCAAAAGGCAGGAAUGCAUCUGGGUUUGUUGCUGCAUGAAAUCUACAAUGCUCUUCUGUUCUAACCCUCUGAUUGCCUAUAGUUUGCCCCAGAUCAGAGACACGCUCUAAGAUCUGGCCUUCCCAAGGAAAAAUGAAAUCAAAAUCAAAGAAAGGGUGGAAAACCAUGGUGACUUUUCGUUUGAGGAACAAAUCAGCCUCUCGUUUUCGUUUGUUCCCAAAGGUGAAGCCAACCAGCUUUGAACCAGGAAGUACUCCUGUGUAUCUAAAUGUAUAUGACCUGACACCAAUGAAUGGCUACUUCUACUGGGCAGGCCUUGGUAUCUUUCACUCUGGAGUGGAAGUUCAUGGUGUGGAAUAUGCAUUUGGAGCUCAUGACUUCCCAACAAGCGGCGUUUUUGAGGUUGAACCAAGACAGUGUCCAGGGUUCAAGUUCAGGGAAUCAAUAUUGAUUGGGAGGACAUCUCUGGACCCUAUCCAAGUUAGGCAAUUCAUGGAGCACCAUUCUACUAGAUAUAAUGGCAAUACUUAUCACUUGCUUGCCAAAAACUGCAACCAUUUCUGUAAGGACAUUUGUUACAAGCUUACUGGGAAACGGACCCCAAAAUGGGUAAAUCGACUUGCAAAGUUAGGUAAAUCUUAUCUCAUCCCACCUUUAACAACAUUUCAGAUUGCAGUUUCUUAUAUUACUCUGACCAACUUUGAUCUUACCAACACCUCACUAGCAAACGUUCUCAAGAUUCAUACUUGUCUAGUAUAUUGUAGUAAAAAAAUACGCUGCAAUGCUUAUUCUGACAGCAAAGUUGAGGCUAGUGGUGCCUUAUGAUCUAAAUUUUUGUUUUCACCAUGAAGUUAUUGCAUUCUUGUUUCUUACCAUUCUUCCUAGUUAGACUGCUUGAGUAAUUUGCAUGAAUUCUUUUAUGGAGCAUAACUGAGAAAGUGUGGUUGAGGGCUGUUUUGUUGGGAAAAAGCAUCCUACAGCAUCUGCCUAGAACUGUCAAUGGCUACUGUUUUAGCUGUGCAGAACAUUGCUGUCUAGACACCUUCCCCCGAUUCAGGAAAAAGGAAAAAAAAUUUGUUGUUGCGCUGCAUGGAUGUAAUGUUUACUUAUGUGAUCUUUUAACUGUGUUAGGUUCAAUGUGCAAUUGCAUCCUUCCUGAUGCCUUUAAGACUUCUGUUGUGCGACAUGAGCAACCAUACAACAGUGAAAAGAAGAGGUUGACAUUAACAUGCUCCUUCAGUUUCCUUUCCUCUUUGUCAAUGCAGCAGAAGUCUGCAGAGCUCCUAAAAUCACCUCAAAAGGGCCUCUUAUCACCAUGGGGAUCGAUCAGAUCAGACCAUUCAUCAGUUGAGGAAAAGGAAAAUUGAUUGUGAUGGUCUUUUUUCUCUUGCAUAAAUCGACGCUUUCCAGUUCAACACGGCAGUUUCUUCCUAUGUAAAAUCCUAUGUCAGUAAUGGGAGGCUGUAAUUACCUUUGGUUUUCUUGUUUGUGGAAUUUGUAAUAUCAGAAACUCUAAUCCACCGUUAAUUUAAGUUGUUGAUCUAUUACGAUCAGAGUUUGGACUCGUGACAUACACGGCAAAGAAUGUAAAUACUAGUUCAAAUAAAACGUACGUUGUGAUCGUCAUGAUUUUCUUCUGUAUGAGAUGACAAGAACUCUCAAAUGAUUUACGCUGUAAACAGUGGCGGACCCAGGAAUUUUGGUCAGGGUCGGCAAGUCUUGAAAUAAUGCAUUGUAAUUUUG
This is a messenger RNA of Rubroshorea leprosula, 1883 nucleotides long. Lineage: Eukaryota; Viridiplantae; Streptophyta; Magnoliopsida; Malvales; Dipterocarpaceae. The record is from the annotation of a GenBank genome assembly.